GCCGGAGCCGGAGCUGGAGGCGGGCGAAACAGGAGCGGCCGGGGGCGGCCACGGUGAUGAGCCGGGCCUGGCGGACGCGGCGCCAUCGCAGUCAGAGGGAAGAGGCCCGGCCGGAGGGACUUGCUGAGCCACCCUCAUUCUGCUCCAUGUUGGCUGUGCUGUCAGGCUGGUGCCAUGCCCCCCCCAGCAGAGGUGACGGACCCAUCCCAUGCCCCCGCUGUCCUGCGCCAGCUCAAUGAACAGCGGCUCCGUGGCCUCUUCUGUGAUGUCACCCUCAUAGCCGGGGACACCAAGUUUCCUGCUCACCGCAGCGUCCUGGCUGCUUCGAGUCCCUUCUUCAGAGAGGCCCUGCUUGCUUCAGCUCCACUGCCCCUCCCACCAGUUAUUGGGGGCUCAGCCCCUAACCCUGCCACCACCGCAGCUGCCUCCUCUUCCUCCUCCUCCUCUUCCUCCUCUUCUCCACCUCCAGCUUCGUCCCCUGCUUCCUCCCCACCCAGGGUCCUAGAGCUGCCAGGGGUCCCAGCAGCUGCCUUCUCUGAUGUCCUCAACUUCAUCUACAGCGCCCGCCUGGCACUCCCUGACGGCGGAGGGGAUGGGGCAGCUGUGGCCGAGAUUGGAGCUCUGGGGCGGCGCCUGGGCAUCUCCCGCCUACAAGGCCUGGGGGAGGGAGGUGAUGCCUGGGUACCCCCUGCCCCAGCCCCCAUGGCCACUUCGCAGCCCGAAGAGGACGGCUUUGGGCCUGGGCCUAGGCCAGCCAGGGAGUGGGAGAGUGACAGGGCUGAGGCCCAGGCCCCUGACUCGCAGCCCGCCCUGUCCCGACAGCCCCUGCCCUGCCCCCGAUGUGGAAAGAGCUUCAUUCACCCCAAGAGGCUGCAGACCCACGAAGCACAGUGCCGUAGGGGGGCCAGCACCAGGGGUUCUGCGGGGCUGGGAGUCGGGGGCUCCGGCCCUAGUGGCCCCACAGGAAUGGACGCCUCAGCCCUGCCCCCCACAGUGGGCUUCCGAGGGGGCCCCGAGCACGUGGUGAAGGUGGUGGGCGGCCACGUGCUGUACGUGUGCGCGGCCUGUGAGCGCUCCUACGUGACCCUGUCCAGCCUGAAGCGGCACAGCAACGUGCACUCCUGGCGGAGGAAGUACCCCUGCCGCUACUGUGAGAAGGUGUUCGCCCUGGCUGAGUACCGCACCAAGCACGAGGUGUGGCACACCGGGGAGCGCAGGUACCAGUGCAUCUUCUGCUGGGAAACCUUUGUCACUUACUAUAACCUGAAGACCCACCAGCGAGCCUUUCACGGGAUUAGCCCAGGCCUCCUAGCCAGUGAGAAGACGCCCAAUGGAGGCUAUAAGCCCAAGCUCAAUACCCUCAAGCUGUACCGCCUGCUCCCCAUGCGGGCAGCCAAGCGACCCUACAAGACCUACAGCCAGGGAGCCCCUGAGGCCCCUCUUUCUCCAAGCCUCAACACACCGGCCCCUACAGCAAUGCCAGCCAGCUCACCGCCUGGACCCCCACCUGCCCCGGAGCCUGGCCCCCCACCCUCCGUCAUCACUUUUGCCCACCCAGCUCCCUCUGUCAUUGUUCAUGGGGGCAGUAGUAGUGGUGGAACAGGGGGUGGGCUGGCCAACACAGGUGGGGCCCAAGCCGCCUCGGUCAUCACUUACACUGCUCCCCCGAGGCCCCCCAAAAAACGUGAGUACCCACCUCCUCCCCCAGUGCCUACACCCACACCAACCAGCCCAGCCACAGCGGGCAGCCCCGCCACGCCUGCAGGGCCUGCCACGGCCACAGAGGAGACCAAAGGCCGCAACCUGCGGGCCGGCAGGACUCUGACCUACGUGGCCAAGCCAGCUGGUGGGAGCGGCGGGGAUGGGGGUCCUCCCGCAGGGCCUGGCCGGGGUCCUCCGCUACAGGGGCCACCUCCACUGUGUCAGAUCACUGUGCGAAUUGGUGAGGAGGCCAUUGUCAAGCGCCGCAUCUCAGAAACUGACCUGCGUCCUGGGGAACUGAGUACAGAGGAAGUGGAGGAGAGUGAGGAGGAGGAUGAAGAGGAGGACGAUGAGGAGGAGGAGGAAUCGAAGGCUGGUGGGGAGGACCAACUCUGGAGGCCCUACUACUCGUACAAGCCCAAGCGCAAGGCUGGUGCGGCAGGCGCAGGCAGCAGCGGGGGCAGUGGGACACCCAGAGGCCGCCGGCCACCACGCUGGAGACAGAAGCUGGAACCGAGGAGCUGGGAGGAGACCCCAGGGGCUGAGGGCCCCAUAGGGCGUGCCUGUGGUGAGCGGAGGCACCGCUGCGGAGACUGUGCCCAAACCUUUGCUACCCAGAGGAAGCUGCGAAAGCACCAGGAGGCCCACGGCGGGGCCCACAGCUCCCGGGCCGGACGGAGGUCCUCCACACGCUUUGCCUGCCCUCAUUGCGCCAAGGUGUGCAAGACGGCAGCCGCCCUGAGCCGCCACGGGCAGAGGCAUGCUGCUGAGAGGCCUGGGGGCACCCCCACACCUGUCAUUGCCUACUCCAAGGGCAGCACUGGCACCAGACCCGGGGAUGUCAAGGAGGAGGCCCCCCAAGAGAUGCAAGUCUCCUCAUCCAGCGGGGAGGCAGGUGGCGGGAGUGCUGCUGCAGAGGAAGCUUCUGAGGCCGCCUCAGUCCAGGACCCUGUCAUCUCAGGGGGUGAGGAGCUCCCGGUGGUGGCAGGAGGGGGCGCCUAUGCAUACCCACCUGUGCAGGAAUUCCCACUGGCUCUGAUUGGAAGCGGCCGGGAACCUGGUAGUGGGAGGGGAAAACCUGGUAGUGAGGGGCCAGUGGGGGCUGGGGAGGGGGACCGAAUGGAAGGGAUAGGAGCUGCCAAAGUCACCUUCUACCCCGAGCCCUACCCCCUCGUCUACGGCCCCCAGCUCCUUGCUGCCUACCCUUACAACUUCAGCAACUUGGCUGCUCUCCCAGUGGCUCUUAACAUGGUCCUACCUGAUGAGAAGGGCGGGGGAGCCCUUCCUUUCCUUCCAGGGGUCUUUGGCUACGCAGUCAAUCCUCAAGCAGUGCCCCCUACGCCCCCAACACCGCCUCCCCCAACUCUUCCUCCACCAGUCCCCCCUAAGGGAGAAGGGGAAUGGGCAGGGAUUGAAGGAACCCAGAAGGGAGAUGUGGGGUGAGCUCUGGGCCCAGAUUUCCCCUUUCACCAGAUGCCACCCUCCCUGAACCCCCCGCCACUACCAGCUCCCUGGCCUCCUUGCCCCUUGGGAGCCCCUCCACACUCUUGUGCAGGGACUUGGGGCCCCUGGAGCUCAGGAGUCAGGCUGCUUUGUGUGAGAUUGUAGUUUUCCUAUCUCCUGGGAAGGGAUCUUUGGUGGUUCCCCUCUCGGUUCUCCUCCAGGGAAUGACCUCCAUGAGGGGCAGGGCCAGCUCCCAUCCCCUUGGCCAGCCCUUGGGGCAACUGAGCAAUAUACUUAUAUGAAUCUCUACUCAUGGCCCCCACCAGCUCUGAAUGUCUAAUCCGUCCCCUGAUUCGUAUACCUAGGGGGAAACCAUCUCUCUUACCUAAUGAUCCUCCCUCCUGAAGCUUUCUCUAAGCCCUUGCCCAGAUGCUUCCUAGCACAUUCCAUUCUUGGCCCAGGGCCUGGACCAGACCAUUGUGAUACCUGACACCCACCCACAGGGGAGCUUGGCUUUGGAUUCUAUUCUUCCGACGGUGGAUUUCUGUGUUUCUUUUUCCUUUACGUUAAGAUGCCAUGCCUUCCUUGGCUUCCAUGCCUUUGGAUCUUCCAUAUUCCUCCUCAUACUCCUAGACCCUGGAGAUGGCCUCUUCCAGGCCAGGUCAAGGAGGUGUUGGGGAGGAGGGUUACCCAUCUGUUUCUUUCCCAGCCCAGGGCAGCACCAAUCUUGGUUCUAUCUUGACCCCCAAAUCCAGUGAGCCCCAGAUUCUUCCAAGGCAAAAGAGAUGAGUAGAUCACAUCUCUUUCUGCCUCUACAUAUGGCCUCUUCUGGGCUAAACCAGAUUUGGGGGCUAGGAGGGAGGACCUCCAUAUGGGAUGGGGAAGGGAAUCUACUUUUUCCCUGUUUGUUUUUUUUCUUCCUGAUGGUUUCUCCCAGACUAGACCAAAUAGCCAGAAAAAUAAUGGGGGUUGGAUGGGCGGGUAAGCUCAAGAUUUGCACAUGACCUCCCAUCCUUACCUUUACCCCCAUCUUCCCUAGUACCACUUCCCUCACCAAUCACUCCAGAUGGUUUUGGGGAAACCAUACUAUUCCCUUGGUGGGCUUUGGGGUAUCCCCACCAAUUUUCCCUCCAAAAUAGCACCUUAUACCCCAUCUUUGAUUCAGUUCCCCACACCCAAAGAUCCCAGCCUAGGAUGGGGUGCAGGGACCUUAAAUAGUCCCUAAUCCCUAAUUUGCACUAGUUAACCCUGGUCAGGGUCCCUAUGUUUCCUUCCAGUGGGUUGUUGGAGAAACAUUUGCUCCUAAUUCUCUGAUAACAUGGCCUCCCCACUCUGUGAUUGGAUGAGCAUUUCCCAUCUAACCCACCUCACCCCAAAAAAACCCAGCUCACAAGGGGAGAGCCAGUUUUGGGGAGCAAAUUUGAAAAAUGGGAAUUAGAGGAGUGCAGUUUUAGAAAGGGGGAAAGUUGCUAUCACCAAAAUGGCAGCCUUUUUCCCAGCUACUGUUUUCUGGGGCCAAGAUGGCUGCCCUCUCAAAACAUGUUGAAAGGGCAAGAUCAUGGCUUUUAGAGGGAGGUGAAUUUGGGGGAAGGGACAGGAGCAUCCUCCUGCCUCCUCUUACCCUCCCAGACUACACAAAGGGGGAGGUUUUUGCCAGGCUCCCUGAAUGUUAACCAUGGAGGAGUGUCGCUCCUUCACUACUCCUCUGUCUCUUUGCACUUUUCUUGGUCUUGGCCACAGUCCGAGUGAAGAGUUUUCCUACUGAAUGUACCAAGUUCCAAUUUUUAUGGGAGAAAAAAAAAAUUUUUAAACAGGGAAAAAUGCAAAAAAAAAAAAUCACUAAAACGUUCCCACAAAUCUUGUUUCUGGCACUUUAGAAAAACUGCGAAAAAAGUACAUAAUAAAGAAUACAUAUAUAUAUCUAUAUCUACACACAGAUUAUAUAUAUAUACACACACAGCGGAACCACAAGAGAGACUGAGGAAGGCCUUGGAGGCAGGGGCCAGAUGGGAUGACAGUCCCCUUAUAUCUUUACCCUGAGCCGCUGAGGCAAAAAGGCAUAGGAGAUGGAAGGGGUUGAGGAUGGGCCAGGGAAUUUUAAUUUCUGCAGGUCAAAAAUCUAAAACCAUUUAGGGAGAACUGAGAUUGUAGACAUUUAUUUUUUUGAAAAUAUGAUUUAGGGAAAAGUUUCCAGAAUUUGGUGGUUCUGGGCAACAAAUGAGAGUGUGGCAAAAUGGCGAUUAAAAGACAUGGGGAACUUGAA
This is a messenger RNA of Eptesicus fuscus (big brown bat), 5407 nucleotides long. It is a transcript of the gene ZBTB4, whose product is annotated as zinc finger and BTB domain containing 4. The record is from RefSeq and is a predicted model, not a curated record. Gene Ontology annotation, biological process: regulation of transcription by RNA polymerase II. The transcript has 4 exons. NCBI's taxonomy places the organism in Eukaryota, Metazoa, Chordata, Mammalia, Chiroptera, Vespertilionidae. Gene Ontology annotation, molecular function: DNA-binding transcription factor activity, RNA polymerase II-specific; protein binding; RNA polymerase II cis-regulatory region sequence-specific DNA binding. The coding region runs from base 175 to 3144 and encodes 989 amino acids. Gene Ontology annotation, cellular component: nucleus.